Messenger RNA from Colletes gigas, 2794 nucleotides. It is a transcript of the gene bgm, whose product is annotated as very long-chain-fatty-acid--CoA ligase bubblegum. Lineage: Eukaryota; Metazoa; Arthropoda; Insecta; Hymenoptera; Colletidae. Gene Ontology annotation, cellular component: membrane; endoplasmic reticulum. The record is from RefSeq and is a predicted model, not a curated record. Gene Ontology annotation, molecular function: long-chain fatty acid-CoA ligase activity. The transcript has 13 exons. Bases 204 to 2273 code for a protein of 689 amino acids.
CGUGUAUCGUGUAGCACAGUCCCGUCUAACGAAUCGCGAGUUCAGUGUGGAUUGUCGCGGCAAACCCGGCGUACCAUCAGUAUCGUAAGAACUAUCAUUCUGUGCGGAAGUUAUUGGCUGGAAAGAUCCAAAGGUAACAGCUCCAUGAACCGUUCUUCACCGAGGCCACUGUGAAAUUGUAAUUCAAGGAACAAUCAGAAAACAUGACUACGGUGCAACCGGUCCAAUCGAAUGGAGUAAUAAAAGGUUUCACGGCGAACGAGAAGGAAGCAACAGAGAAGGGCUCUUAUCAUGCGCCCCACACCGAUACCGGUCUCGAUGGACCUGAUCAAGUUUUGCCAACGGAUAAUUGGACUACGACUCUGCCGAAUGGACGCGUGCAAAUACAAUUAGAAAAAGAGGGCGUUAAUUCAAUGAAGCCCACAUCAGUUCCUGGAUUACUAAUGAAAACAGUUAAGGAUUGUCCUGAUCACAUUGCUCUUGUAACGAGACCUGAUGCUGACGGGAUCAGGAAAACAUACACUUACAGUCAAUACGAAAACACGGUACGAACCGUUGCUAAGGCUUUCUUAAAAUUGGGCUUAGAACGAUACCAUGGUGUCUGUAUCGUGGGAUUCAAUAGUCCGGAAUGGAUUAUUUCAGAUCUCGCAGCUAUAUACGCAGGGGGAUUCGCGGUCGGAGUGUACACUACAAAUUCUCCGGAGGCAUGCAAACAUUGUGCUGAAACUAGUCAAGCAAAUAUAAUAGUGGUUGAAGAUAAAAAACAAUUAGAUAAAAUACUUCAAAUAAGGAAAGAUCUUCCUCAGUUGAAGGCGAUCAUCAUGUACGAAGAAACAUCGCAAGAAGAAGGCGUUUUAAGCUGGGACGAUGUACUGAAACUAGGAAGCCAAGAGCCUGAUGAUAAAUUACAAGCAAUUUUAAAGAAAAUGGCAGCGAACGAAUGUUGCACAUUGGUUUUCACGUCAGGUACAGUUGGGAACCCGAAAGCCGUGAUGUUAAGUCACGAUAAUCUCACGUUUAACGCGCUUACCACCAUUCAAACGCUCAACUUCGAGAUUGGUAAAGAAGUUCUAGUUAGUUAUCUUCCAUUAUCUCAUGUUGCGGCACAGAUAGUCGAUAUAUAUUGCAGCAUUGCAGUAGGUGGUAUACUGUAUUUUGCAGAGAAGACUGCGCUUAAAGGUAGCUUAGUUGAAACCCUCCUCGUAGCACGGCCUACUGUUUUCUUAAGCAUACCUAGAGUAUGGGAGAAGAUUUAUGAAAAGAUGCAGGCAACUGCUAGAAGUAAUGGAGUAAUAAAAACUUGGAUUGCUUCUUGGGCAAAAGCGCAAGGGCUUUACUACAAUUUUAAUAAAAUGAAUGGCAAUGAUGUCAAGCACUGGGGUUACUUGUUUGCUAAAUGGCUAGUAUUUAACAAAGUGAAGGCAGCGCUUGGUUUAGAUAGAAGCAAAUUGUGUAUUUCUGCAGCGGCACCUAUAAGCCUAGAGCUUAAGCAAUACUUUAUGAGCUUAGAUAUUCCUAUAUUGGAAGCAUAUGGAAUGUCCGAAAACAGUGGCCCGCACUGUAUAUGCGCGGUUGAUUAUUUCAGACUAGAGAGUGUUGGUCAAACGAUACCCGGAUUCUAUUCUAAAUUGGAUAAUCCAGAUAGUGCCGGCGAAGGGGAAAUUUGUAUGCGCGGUCGGCAUAUAUUUAUGGGAUACCUGAACGAACCUGAAAAAACUGGAGAUGCUUUAGACAAAGAUAAAUGGUUGCACAGCGGCGAUCUAGGCAAAAUUGAUAAGGAAGGAUUUUUGUUUGUGACUGGAAGAAUAAAAGAAUUAAUCAUUACUGCUGGUGGAGAGAAUGUGCCACCAGUUUAUAUAGAACAAUUAGUAUUAGCUGAAUUACCUGCAUUGAGCAAUGCUCUAUUAAUUGGGGAUAAAAGAAAAUACCUUACUAUGCUGGUUAGUCUAAAGACCAAUAUGUCUGCUGAUACUGGCGCACCCUAUGAUACAUUUGCUUCGGAUACUUUAAAAUGGUUACAGUCUAUUGGGAGCAAGUCAACAACAGUUUCAGAAGUCAUAAAAACGCAUGACCCAGUCGUAUACGAAGAAAUUGAUAAAGCAAUCAAAAGGGCGAAUAAUAAAGUUAUAAGUAAUGCACAAAAGGUACAAAAAUUCCAAAUUUUACCACAUGACUUUUCAGUUCCAACUGGAGAAUUAGGACCAACACUUAAAGUUAGAAGGAACGUUGUUCAUAAAAUGUAUGAUAGUUUGAUAGAAGAUAUGUACAAGUAAAUGUGUUAUGCAUAAAAAUGCAAAGUGCAUCCAUAACAAAAUGUUUCAACACCAUUAAAACAGUAAACAUUGAAGCAACUGCCAACAUGCCUAUAUAAAAUGCUUUGAUAUUUAAAGUAAUUGUGAUAUUAAGCAAGUAAAGAAUCUGUAAUGUAAAGGUGAUUUAUUUCUAAAAAAAAAAAUAUCAAAGAAUAAUUUAAAUUUCGAAACUAUAUAAUUCUUAUUUAAAUUGCCUGGUAGCACUAAAUGACAAUUAUUUGGUUAUUAAAUACUUUAAUCGAAAGGAAUUCAACUUGAAUACAAAUAAUGAUAUUCUUAUAUAUCUUUGGUUCAAUGAAAUUUGUAUAAUUUGUUGCAAGAGCGUAAUCUGUCGUUAACAUAUUAGUUUCUCUGACAAUAAAAGUUGCUCUGAUUAUUUUCUGUUAGUUUAUCGAAUAUAAAGUAAAAAAAAAAAAACAAGAAAAUAAAUUAGAUUUAAAAUUUCUUAAAAUAUGAUAAUAGAUAAGUGCCUAUGUGAAUGA